Molecule: messenger RNA, 2949 nt
Organism: Drosophila ananassae
Lineage: Eukaryota; Metazoa; Arthropoda; Insecta; Diptera; Drosophilidae
Product: WD repeat-containing protein 36
Exons: 3
Coding region: 118-2874 (918 amino acids)
Biological process (GO): rRNA processing
Cellular component (GO): Pwp2p-containing subcomplex of 90S preribosome; small-subunit processome
Molecular function (GO): protein binding
Source: RefSeq, a predicted model, not a curated record
ACCCACCAUCGCAUAUCUACCCAUCUCUAAUGCCCCACGUGCUUCGUAAACAUUUAACAUGUUUAAACCGUGAAUAAAUAUUAAAAUUUAGAAAAAGCGGACUAAAACACAGGAAAAAUGACUCACCUGCAGGCAGAAGAAAAGGAGGUCGAGUCUCGCGGAGCAUUUAAGGAGAGCAGUCGCAUCUUCCGACGAAAUCGAGCGCUGGGCUAUGUGAGCAACCAGGUUCCAGCAGUAACGCGGUACGUCCAGCGCCGCCGGGACACGCUGCUGAUCACCUGCAUCGGACGCUCCUUCCAAGUGUACACCGCCAGCCACUUACGACUGUUGCAUGUGAGCGGUCUGCAUCCGGAUGAGAUCACGGCACUAGCUACCGAUCGCCUGCAUACUUACACGGCCAGCAACAAGUGCAUCUAUGCGUGGCGGGCGGGCAAGCACAUUCGACAUGUCUACCGAGGCCAUCAGAAGGAUGUCCACCUACUUCUCCCCUUUGGAUCUAGCCUCAUAUCCAUAGACAGAGACAAUGUCUUGAGAGUGUGGAGCAUUCCCACCGAGGAUGUCUAUUUGGAAGUACCAUUUCGGAUUGAGGAGUUCAAGAUCACGGCUGUUGCCCAUCCGCCCACCUACAUCAACAAGAUAGUGCUGGGCUCCCAGCAAGGACAGCUAAAAAUUCUGAACAUCAAAAAGAACACCGUGGUCUGUACCUUGAACCACCACGAGAGCAGGAUAACCUGCAUUGAAACUGCUCCAGCUUUAGAUGUGGUGGCAGUGGGAUAUGGCGAUGGAUCCAUUCAACUCAUCAACCUAAAGUUUGACGAGGUGUUGAUGGGUUUUAAGCAGGACUGGGGUCAGGUCACCAGUCUGGCGUUUAGAACAGACGGACCCCCUAUUUUGGUGUCUGCCUGCAGCAAUGGGUACAUGGCCUUUUGGAACCUGGAGGAGAGAAAGCUAGCCGGACAGCUGCAUGCCCACGAGGACCAGGUUACCACCGCUAUUUGCCUGCCGAGCGAGCCGGUUGUUUUCACCACCUCGCCGGACAACUCGAUGAAGCUAUUCGUGUUCGAUAUGCCAGACGGUGGAGCCAGGCAGCUGAGGAUCCGAGAGGGACACACGAAACCGCCCCUGUGCAUCCGUUACCAUGGAAACUCGGGGGUAUCGAUACUUUCCUCUGGCGAAGACAGCACUCUGAGAGUGUUUUCCACCCUAUCCGAGUCAUUGAACAAAAGCAUGGGCCGCGCCAGCUAUAAUCCCAAGGCCACAAAAACCAAGAAUCGCUUCCAGUACGACAAGAACAUUAUGCCGCCCAUUGUGGAGUUCACCUCGGACACCACCCGGGAGAAGGAGUGGGACAACAUCGCCGCCAUUCAUACUGGCAUUAUCCAGACCACCACAUGGACAUUCGACAAGAACCGCAUGGGCCAACAUCGCUUAGUGCCGCAGCAAUUCCAAAACAAAAAUCGCACAAACUUCCUCAACGAGACCACAUGCAUCGUUUUGACGCACUGCGGCAACUUCGCGAUCAUUGGCUACAGCAGUGGCGACAUUGAGCGCUUCAACAUCCAGUCGGGCAUUCAUCGGGCCAGCUAUGGUUCUCCGGGCCACAAGAUGGCAGUCCGUGGCCUGGCAACUGACAAUCUAAACCAGUGCGUCAUUUCCGGUUGCUCCGAGGGCCUGCUCAAGUUCUGGCCUUUUAAAGGAAAGGUUGACAAGCCCCUAGCCGUUCUCCGGUUGGCAGACGGCAUUGCCCUGAUGCGGCAACAUCGCGAGAGCUCCAUGCUGGCCAUCGGUCUGGAGACUUUCAAAGUGUUCGUCGUGGACAUGCACACACGGGUGAUAGUGCGCAAGUUCUCGGGUCACACGGCCAAGCUGAACGACAUGACCUUCAGUCCGGACAGUCGCUGGCUGAUCACAGCCGCCAUGGACUCCACGAUCAAGGUGUGGGACAUACCCUCGGCCUACAUGGUGGAUCAGUUCCGGGUGGAGCGUCCCUGCGUGUCACUCACCAUGUCCCCAAACGGUGAUUUUCUGGCCACAGCUCACGUGAAUCUGCUGGGAGUCUAUCUGUGGGCCAACAAAACUCUCUUCAAUCAGGUAUCCUUGCGCUCCAUCGAUCCUAACGAGCCUGCCCCAUACGUGGGACUGCCCACCAAGGUGUGCGAUGCCUUGGAGCUGGAAGAUUGCCUGCAAGAGCUGGAGAUCGACGAAGAUGCUGACGAAGGGGAACUAGUAGAUGCCAAAUACGAGACACCAAGCCAGCUGUCGGAGGAGCUUAUUACGCUGUCCGGAUUGGCUGCCUCUCGUUGGCAAAACCUCCUCGACUUGGAACUCAUUAAGCAGCGCAACAAGCCGAAAGCCCCUCCCAAGGCUCCCAAGCAGGCGCCAUUCUUCCUGCCCACCGUUUCCGGUCUGGAGCUGCGCUUCGACGUGGAAAAUGGUCACAAAGCGGAGGAUGGUUCUCACUUCCGCCAGGCCACCACUUUAAAUAACUUGACUGCCUUCGGAAAACUGCUCGAGCAAACAGCUAGCAGCGGAGACUACGCUCCGGCUGUCCAACACAUAACUCAGCUGGGUCCUUCGAUGGUAGACUUUGAAAUUAAGUCGAUGCACCCCGACGCUGGCGGCACUCUGCUCGCCAUGCUGCAGUUCAUCAAGAUGAUCGAGUUCAUGUUCGGGAGCAACCACAACUUCGAGCUGGCCCAGUCCUACUUGAGUGUCUUCCUGAGAUCGCACGGCCUGGGGCUCACUGACUCUCCGGAACUGGUGAAGGCGCUACGCAGUGUCUCCAAAGUGCAGGAGGAUGCAUGGCAGCGGGUGGAGGAGAAGCUUAUUUAUGGGACGGGGGUUGUGGCGGCACUUCGAAACUUUGCGCAUUAGUUUAAGAGAAUAGUUGCAAUUACAUUUGAAGCUGCGUCCUUGAAUUUUUGUAAAUAAAUUUACAAAAUAUUUUAA